AUCAGACGUUGCGUGAAAUCGAUCCAUAUUUGCUUUGUUCUCAAAUAACUGAAAAGUCAAAGGUUGRCAAGGGACGUUKYAUUAACUUUCAGGAGAAGAAGUGUUCUUGCAAAGGACUGAAAGUCAAGCCUGAUCUCGACGUCAGCAAGGAGUUUAUUUAAUAUCAUGCAAACUGAACAAAGUUCAUCKGAAGUCAAUCACAAUCCCRAAUCCACCAAUUCUCCAGAUGAAGAGAUUUCUCUUCGGCGUGUACUCGGGCUUCCUGGAGCAUCGUCCAUAGUAGUUGGUGGGAUUAUUGGAUCGGGUAUUUUYGUAUCAGCGCGGUGGGUUGUGGUAUACAGUGGGUCUGUUGGGCUGGCRCUGUGCAUUUGGUUUUUGUGCGGUUUGGUUUCAUUCAUUGGCGGACUGUGUUGGGUGGAACUGGCGCUGACUUUCCCAAAGUGCGGAGUAGUUUAUCAUCGGAGCAAUGUUGAAGUCUCUUUGAAGAUCGCCACUUGGAAUGCCAUCGGUUGCACAGGGAGUAUUUAUCGAGGCACAGCUUUGAGAGCGCCAAGUUCGUACAUUCUCAUAAAGGAAACACUUGGUCCAGUCCUUGCUUUCUCGUGUGUUUGGGUGAGAUUUAUCGUCGUGUAUCCCGCAGCAACGACGAUCAUCAUGCUGACAUUUGCAUCUUAUUUGAUUGAACCAAUAUUCCCUGGAUGCGCGGAUCGUGAGGACCUACAGCCUCUCAUCAAGUUAAUUGGGGCUUGCGCUACCUGUACUUUCUGUCUUCUAAACUGCCUUAGUGCUACUUGGGCAGCAAGGGUCCAGGUCAUAUUUACAGCAGGGAAAAUCAUCGCUUUAGUCACAUUUACUGUCACUGGAUUUGCUUGGAUUGCCARAGGAAAUACAGCUAAUUUUAGUGAYACAUUCAAAGGAUCGACGUCUGAAAUAGGAAUGAUUGCCUUGGCUUUUCAAAGUGGRCUUUGGGCUUAUGAAGGAUGGGAUGCUUUGCCUGAUAUUACAGAGGAGGUCAAACGGCCGACCAGGAACAUGCCAUGGGCCAUUAUUGGUGGAGUCGCGUUUGUAACGUGUGCUUACCUUCUUGUAAACGUGGCAUACAUUGCUGUUUUAUCCCCAGAAGUUCUAAAAAGUUCUCCAGCUACUGCUGUGGCCUUUGGAUAUUAUGCUUAUAGCCCUGCUGUGGCUAGAAUYAUUCCACUCCUUGUCGCCUUUUCUGUGUUUGGUUCCAUCAAUGGGAUUUUGUUUACUUACGGAGGAGUGAUGUUUUCGGCUGCACGUGAAGGUCACAUGCCAAGUUUCAUGGCAACCAUCCACAAGACCAAAAGAACUCCUAUAUUCGCAAUGUGCUUUAGGACAAUCUUGGGAUGUUUGUUGCUAAUUCCUGACAAGAGUACCAUCAAGACUUUGAUAAGUCUACACAGCACUGGUGAAUGGAUAACSUACAUUCUCGUCAUUAUUGGUUUGCUGUGGACACGAUACAGAAAACCCGAACUAAAAAGACCUUUUAAGAUGCCUAUCGCCAUUCCUGUCYUCUUCUUGUUGAUCUCGCUUUACAUGAUCAUCGUCCCUUUCUUCAAGGCACCACUCGAGUCCUCCAUCUCCGUACUUCUCAUUCUCACUGGGCUUCCUGUGUACUAUUUCUGUAUUUAUUUAAAAGCCACACCCAAGUAUAUUUUGAGAUUACUUGGUUGGAUUUCAUUCAAGAGUCAGCAAGUUUUCAAUGUCCGAUAUCCAACAACGAUAACGACAGAAUAAACAAGACAUUCGUAUGAAUUUCUAUUCUUUAUUUUACAGUCAAUUUAAAAUCUAAAAUAAAGUCAAGCUGCUGUAA
Molecule: messenger RNA, 1834 nt
Organism: Exaiptasia diaphana
Lineage: Eukaryota; Metazoa; Cnidaria; Anthozoa; Actiniaria; Aiptasiidae
Product: large neutral amino acids transporter small subunit 1
Exons: 13
Coding region: 166-1758 (530 amino acids)
Biological process (GO): amino acid transmembrane transport
Cellular component (GO): membrane
Molecular function (GO): L-amino acid transmembrane transporter activity
Source: RefSeq, a predicted model, not a curated record